Messenger RNA from Selaginella moellendorffii, 2205 nucleotides. RefSeq lists its product as uncharacterized. Bases 1 to 1413 code for a protein of 470 amino acids. The transcript is spliced from 3 exons. NCBI's taxonomy places the organism in Eukaryota, Viridiplantae, Streptophyta, Lycopodiopsida, Selaginellales, Selaginellaceae. The record is from RefSeq and is a predicted model, not a curated record.
AUGGAGAAGGUGCAGGCACGAAUCGAGCUUCUUGAGCCACAGAUCCAAGCGGCUGGGAAAUCUUUUCUCUCUGCCCUUCAGAGUGGCAAUCAAUCUCUGGCGGAAUAUUGGCUGAAGGAGAAAGAGCGGCUGCAGAAGAAGGAAGAGCGGCUGUCGGAGGAAAAACUCGUCCUCCUCAGAAGUAAUGGUCCGUCUUUUGUUUUACCUGAGCUAACUUCGAGCGACAUCGCAAGUUUGGAUUGCUUUCUGGAGGGCAAGGCUGGCAUACCCCACUAUCGUGACACGAAUAUUCCGCGAUUUGGUGACAGGCCGAGCUUGUUGCUGCAUGGCCUACUAGCACACGACACUGAAGACUUCGACAAGUUCGUGAGCAGGGGUAGCAGGUUUUUAUUGGUGCCAGGAACAAGUGGAGCAGGAAAAACCAGGACUCUCUAUGCUCACCUGGCGAAGAACUUCGGUUUUUACUUCAUUUCCAAUGACCUGGGGAAUGGCGGGUCUGCAGACUUGAGGGAGGUGAUUGGUAUACUGGCAACGUAUCUGGGCGCGGAUCAAGUUAAGAACUAUACUAUAACUACCUUUAUGGUCACUGUGCUGCUGCUGGUCAGGAUAGUGGUCUUCCACUACUGCAAAGGAAAGGAUAUAACUCCUGAGAAGUGGCUCAUGUUACAGGUCGGGUGCCAGAGGCUGGAACAGGACAGGAAGCCAUUGAACUUGGAUCCUUUUGCUGCUUGCACUCGGCUGGCUCUCGGUAGAUAUGGGCCUGUCCUCCAUGGCUCGUUAGUGGGGAUUGCAGGUUUACUGGGUCAGGCCAAAAUUGCCCUUUCAGAGUUGCUGGGAGGACAGCAGUUACCCCUGUUGGUAGUUGAUGAGGCACAGGAACUGGUUAAGCUGUAUGCCGGAAAGUUCCGUACAGAUCUUGAACCCUUCAAGGACCGACCAUUGGCAAAGCCAGUGUUGGAAACUUUGCUCUACCCAGGCAACGAAUCUCCAAUUCAUCAUGUUGUAUAUGCUGGAACGGGCUUUCUUCUGAGCUUCAGCCGUUUGGAAUCGAACAGCCCGGUGGGAAAACCGCUCGUCAAAGAUGACGUGUACGAAGGUCUUGGUAGCUGGACAGAUUGGAAGCAGAUGGCAGCCUAUUCCUGUUGUAUUCUGGGGACAGCUUGGGAUGCUGAAGCUCAGGAGACAGUGAAGAAUGAGGUAUUUCCCUAUUUCAGGGGUCGGUUUCGCCCAUUUGCGACAUUGCUCGAGGAGGUGAUUAGGAGGGGCAAGCACAUCCGAUGGGUUUGGAACGACGUUUUUAUAGGACUGACAGCUCGCCAAGGAAUUCCAGGGAUACAAAAGAGCUACUACAGGAUUCUUGCAGAGGUAGCAAGGAGAAUGAUUUACCUUCGACUCUUUUGGAGGUUGCCAUAGGAAGGGUCUACGGAAAGCAAAUGGUUAUAGUUGACGAGCCUCUUAUGCUGGUGGCGAUGCACAACUACUUUUUGGACGAAAAGAAGAUCACCGGAAAUAUGCUGGACACCCUUUAUGCUCUGAACAAUCCUUCCACAGGCAACUGGUGGGAGCAUCUGUUUCCGCUGGAGAUAAAGGAUUUGUGGGAAAAGCACGAGGGGAAACUGGAUCAGUUUGAGCUGUUUCAUGAUUUGGACCUGACACAGAAUUUGGAGGCUUUGAAGAGCAAGAAGAGUCGUAUUAUGGAAGGCUCUAUCUUUUACUUGGAUGGGGCGCCAAUGCCACCGGUGGUGAUCUAUAAGGCGGACAAAAACUACACUUGCCAUGACUAUUUGGCAAGUGAUGUGCCUGGUUGCAUGUUUUUGGUGGCUGAGCAUGCUGCAGGUUGUGACCUCAUGUUCAGAAUUCAGUUUGAGGACCAUACCAUCAUAUGGGUUAGUGUGCAACUCAAGCUGAGGAAGAUCUUGUCCAAUGCUUAUGAUGCUGUUUGCAAGGCAGAACCAUCACCAAAAUAUGCUUGCAGGGGAGAUAUGUUGUGCCUGUUGGUUGCAUAUCCAGCAUCACUGAACCAUCCACCAGUGGAGAAACAGAAGAUUGAUGGGCAGACUAGAUGUGUGGUUACAGUAGACAGGAAGAACGCCCGCAAGUUUAUCUCAGUGGACCAUUUGAAGAACCUUGAUAUUUUAUCUGGUAAGAAUAAAAUACUAGUAAAAGUAAUAAAUAAAAGUAAUGGUUUUACAUAAUUAGAAUAAA